This is a messenger RNA of Cyphellophora attinorum, 2589 nucleotides long. RefSeq names its product U3 small nucleolar RNA-associated protein 5. NCBI's taxonomy places the organism in Eukaryota, Fungi, Ascomycota, Eurotiomycetes, Chaetothyriales, Cyphellophoraceae. Gene Ontology annotation, biological process: maturation of SSU-rRNA from tricistronic rRNA transcript (SSU-rRNA, 5.8S rRNA, LSU-rRNA). Gene Ontology annotation, cellular component: nucleolus. The transcript has a single exon. Gene Ontology annotation, molecular function: protein binding. The record is from RefSeq and is a predicted model, not a curated record. The coding region runs from base 1 to 2589 and encodes 862 amino acids.
AUGGCCAAAUCGCAGCCCACCUCGACCGCCAAAGUCGCUGCUGCCACGAACUCGACAACACAGAAAUCUUCGAUCCUGAAAUCCUCGUUCGCACCUUCCCGCCUGCAGCUCCGGCUCUUUGCUUCCGUCAUACAGAGUUUCGACUCACAGCAGCUACGAAUACAUGACACUGCCACGGGACGACUGCGGUCACAGCAUGCGGGCAAGGCUGGCAGCAGAAUAACAUGUAUGGACUGGGGCCAUACUCGUCCGCACACCAACGGUACGCAGCCAAGUAAGAGCCGGAAGAAGGAUGAUGUACUACUGGCCUACGGCACCAGCACAUCGGAAAUAUGUCUCUUUGCUCCUACUGAAGGUCGGGUUGUGGCGGAAUUACAAGGACAGCACGAAAGAGGAAUUCUCGACCUCAAAUUCGCCGAAGACACCAACAACCUAUGGAGUAUCGGCGGCGAUGGUCGGCUGGUGCAGUGGGACGUUGUAAGCAAAAAAGCACUGCAGAGCAUAUCACUGCCCGAGUCCUCGAUACAGACGUUAGCGCCCAUACUCGAUUCGUCAGCGAUACUGUGUGCGUCGAGCAGGCCGCAUCUACUGUAUACAGACAAGUCCGCCCAUACCGAGACACCUACGUUCGACUCGAUGGCACAGCCAAUACACUCCAUUUACCAGUCCAGCGACUCAAUACUCGCUGCGGAUGGUGAACGAUACAUAAACAUGUACAGGUCAAACGGCCGACUGUCUCGUACAUUGUUAUCGAAAAGCGGUGUUCAAAACUUCACUGUCGAUGCAGGAGACGUCUCGGUCGUCGCCGAAGAAGAUCAGCAACUGCUUGCUGCAUUGGGAAAGGACGGCACAGUCGAGCUAUUUCCAAAGCCUUUCGCGCCACCACAGAGUCAGAACGGCCUCAAAUCAAGUCGCAAAGAUCUCACGCAAAAACCGGUGGCUCAGGUCAAGCUCAUUGACUCUUCGUCAAAGCAGACACCCAUUUUUGCAGCAUCCAUACAAGGCGGCGAGAUAAUACUGGCAUCAGUGACAGGAGGAGUUGACCUCAAUUUCCAGAAAGUCCGCUGGCAGGAUGACGGGUCCGGCGAGCUACUCUUUGCUGGCUCUAAGGAGGUCGUACAGUCAAGAUCAGCCGCUAGCCUGGGCUCAGCGAACGUAAAUGGUGUCAAGGAUAUGGGCAAGCCCUACGUCGACGAGUCCAGUACUGUGGUGACCAACGGUCUCGGCGUACCAGGCUCACAAGAAGCAGCCAUCGAUAUCGAGAGCUCAAGUAGCGAUGACGAGGAAGCUGACAGCGAAGAUGAGGCAGGUGCCGAUCUCGCAGAUGGAAAAGCUGAAUCAGACGUCGAGUCGGACGAGGAAAUGGCGGACGCGCCACCCGCAGGAGCACCUUCCUCCACAGUCCAAGUCCUCAGCUCUGAUGCGCAGCCACCAGCGGACGACACUCCCACUUUCGGCGAUCUGCUCGCUGCCCAAGAACCCUCCAACAAAAUCGUCUCCAUCACAUCCGCCUUCCCAGACACCAACCCACCAUUCACAAACUCUUCCGGCGCCUUGACGAUCCCAACAGGAAUGUCUCUCGGCACCGUCCUGACUCAAGCUCUGCGUACCAAUGAUCGCUCCCUCCUCGAAGCCUGCCUCCAUACCUCCAAUCCAGACAUAAUCCGCAACACUAUCACUCGACUUGAGCCUCCCCUCGCUGGACCACUCAUCAGCAAGCUCGCCGACCGCAUCAUCUCCAGGCCUGGGCGAUAUGGCCACCUCCAAAUUUGGGUCCAGCACCUGUGCGUAGCACACGGCGCUGCGAUCUCCAGCAAUACUGAUGCACGAGAUCGGCUAAAAACGCUGUACCGCGCACUCGACCAGCGCGCGAAAGGCCUGCCAAGUCUGCUCCUCCUAAAAGGCAAGUUGCAGAUGGUCGAAGGGCAGUUACGCUUCCGCAGGGAAAUUGCCGAGCAGCGCGCCGAGCUGGGCGGUGGCGCGUCCGGCACACGGAAUGUGAAUGUCUUCAUCGAGGGCGAGGCAGACAAUUGGGACAGCGACACAGAUGUUGAAAAUGACGGUCCUCUUCCGAAGAAACGUGCGAAGAAAGAUCUCGCUCAGCUCGUGGGCCAGGCCGAUGACUCAAACGACGACACUGACGUGGACGAUGACAGUGACGAAGAAGAAAUGCCUGCAGCGCUCACAAACGGCAUCGCCCAUGCCUCAGACUCGGAUUCCGACAACGAGUCUCACUCCUCCCGCUCCGCCAAUGGCGCACUUCUCGACGACGAAGCCGAAGAGUCAGCUGUGGAGGAUGACGAAUCGCUAGAAUCUGGCUCCGCAUCUACACCCAACACCUCUGACUCCGAUGAGGAAGCCAGCUCCCGGGACGGAGAGGAGGAAGAAGAUGACGAGGACGACUCCGAAAUGGAGGGUUUCAUCAAUGAUGGAGAGGUCAGCGUGGCGACCAGUGGGGAUAGUGACGAGGUUCUGCAUGAUGCGCCUGUCGAGGAGGAAGAGGAGGUCAUCGUCCAGUCCAAAAAGGAGAAGAAGCGAGAAAAGGGAGAGAAGAUGGAGAAGCCGAAGGUCAAGCGGCGGAAGGUGUAG